Molecule: messenger RNA, 1121 nt
Organism: Blepharisma stoltei
Lineage: Eukaryota; Ciliophora; Heterotrichea; Heterotrichida; Blepharismidae
Source: the annotation of a GenBank genome assembly
AUGAAUUUCCUCAGCCCGAAAUCCAAUAAGCCUAAAAAACAACUGAUUUUUCCUACAAAUUCCCCAAAGGAAAAUCUCCAGAGCUCUCUGCCUUCAGAUUUUGCCUUUGAAAUCAUAGACAAAGAAAUCCAGCUUGAAAAGUCCUGGGAUCAUUCUACUAUACACGAAUUAAUAGGGUUGUAUAGUAAAGCUAUAGAAUACUAUGAAUUACAGCAUGAUCCUCGUUUUUAUGACUAUCAGCAGAAAAUCCAUAAGCUUUUGGUUAAGCCACAGGUGCUUCAAACUUUGCAAAGAGAAACUGAGAGCAAGCAACAGGGAAAAUAUGCGCUGGCCCAUACUACAGAUUGUGAAGAAAUGACAAGCAAAAGAGCAGCGACUGAUUUUAAUCGAAAAAAGUUAGCAAAUAGGCUAAAUAGACGCCUUGCCCCAACUGUAAAAAGAGAUAACAGAACUCUAAAGAAAAUUCUGAAUCGCCAAAUUAAGUUGACUCAGAGUACGUCGACCAAAGCCCUCAGCGACCUAAAGUCUCAGAAUAAUGAUUUGGAAGUCCGUUUGGCUUCAAGAAAAUCCAAGCACAAUAUACCUUAAUAAAACUGAUCACUUCAGCCUGCCAAUUUUUAUAGACAAAAUUAAUUAGAAUAUAGAAUUAUUCUUAACAAUACUGCAGAUAUAUUAGCAUGGCCCACUAUAUAUUGAACCUAUCAUAUAGAAAAUAUUCAAAUGAUCUCAAUACAUCUUUAAAAACAGAUAGUCCUGCGAAUUUAUCGACAACGGAAAGUAUUGAUAGGUAUAUCAGGACCGAGCCUGAUGAGCAGGACAAUGAAGAUACCGACUAUUCUGGGUUUUUUAAUAGUCCAAGCUGUUCUAAUGAUCUUGAAAGAAGGCUUGAAGAAAUCAUGGAAAAAUAUUUAGCUGAAAAGGUCAAUAAAAUUUCAGACAUCACUGUCAAUUAUAAGCUGCAGAUGAAAGAACUUGAAGACCAAGGCGGGAUAAUGAAGCAAGUCUUGGAACAAAUGAAAAUAAACAUGCAAGAAGAAAUCAAUAAAGUGACUCAAGAGCUUGAUGCUAAAAAAUCGAAAGAGAUAGAAGCUCUUAAAAGAGAAUUUUUCAUUGAGGUGUAA